Molecule: messenger RNA, 3077 nt
Organism: Trametes versicolor FP-101664 SS1
Lineage: Eukaryota; Fungi; Basidiomycota; Agaricomycetes; Polyporales; Polyporaceae
Product: AMP-dependent synthetase and ligase
Exons: 4
Coding region: 55-2910 (951 amino acids)
Biological process (GO): biosynthetic process; secondary metabolic process
Molecular function (GO): phosphopantetheine binding; CoA-ligase activity
Source: RefSeq, a predicted model, not a curated record
CCUCACUGCACAGGAUCCCUCUAGACUCCCCUUAGAAACCCAGCAACAGCCACUAUGAGCCUUCCAUUCUCUACCCUUCCCGCCCUGCUCGCCUCGAAGUCGCAAGAGAGCGACGUCGGCGUGCGCUUCCUCGACCACAAUGGGGACGUCUCCAAGGAGCUCUCCUACGCUGCCUUGUACAAGGACGCGUUGGAUGGCUCGCGCCGCUUGCAGGCCUUGUGCGCUAGCCUUCAAAACACCGACGUCGACGCCGUGAUCGCGAGCUUCGCGGACCACGAGCAGCACGUCAGGCUCUUCUGGGCCUGCACCUUCGCUGGGAUUCCUGUCUGCCCGAUCCCGCCGCUGCACCCUGAUCCGUCACGGCAGGCCGCCUUCCUCGGGCAUCUUCAAACGCUUUACCGGAACCCCAUCAUGGUAACGGACGAUCCAGUGACGAUCGAGCGCGUCAAGAGCGUCACCCCAGGCCUGCAGACCGUUCCGUGGACGGACUUCCUCUCGCAGCCUUUCAGUGGCACAGCCCCCGCUGCGGAAAUCUCGCCUGACACGAUUGUCUGCCUGAUGCUCACGUCGGGCUCUACGGGAAACUCGAAGGCCGUCGCGCUGCGCCACUCCAACCUGCUGUCCAGCAUUUACGGCAAGAUCAAGCACCACGAGACGACGUCGCAGUCGCGCUUCCUCAACUGGAUCGCGUUUGACCACGUUGCGUGCGUUUCAGAGGUCCACCUCCAAGCCUUGGCGGCGAAUGCGAUCCAAUACCACGUGUCGCCUUCCGCGAUCAUCCACCGCCCGUUCAACCUCCUGGAAUGGACCAGCCGCUACGGCAUCACCUACUCGUUCAGCCCCAACUUCCUCAUCGCCCAACUGUGCCGUGACCAGACCGUUGCGGCUACGCCCGCCGGUGCCCUCGACCUUUCUGCGCUCGUCGCCUUCAUCUCCGGCGGCGAGGCGGUUCCCUUGAAGACGGCCAUAGAGUUCGCCAACCUUCUGGAGCGCUUUGGCGCACCGCGCAAUGCCUUGCGCGCCGGCUUCGGCAUGAGCGAGACUGGUGCUGGUUGCAUUUACGACACCAACCCCAUCCCUCGCGAGGAAUCGGGAGUCGCAGCGAAGUAUCUGUCUCUCGGCCUGUGCUGCGACGGUGUCAACGUGCGCGUCGUUUCCCGUGAGACUGGGGAGCCCUGCCCUGCCCUGGAGCCGGGCCUCCUGCAGCUCAAGGGCCCAAGCGUCUUCCGCGAGUACUACAACAACCCGCAGGCGACCGCUGAGAGCUUCACCGCGGACGGCUGGUUCACGACCGGGGACGGCGCGCUGCUCGACCGCGACGGGAACAUGCACAUCGUCGGCCGCGAGAAGGACCAGAUCAACAUCAACGGAGUCAAGCACCCCACGGUCGACGCGGAGCAUUUCAUCGAGAUCGGCGACAUCGAAGGCGUCACGCGGUCCACGGUGAUGGUGUGCCCCAUGCGCGCCCCUGGCGGCGACACGGAGACAUACGCAGUGUUCUACCUCCACCGCACAGUUCCCGUCGAGGGCGAGUUGAGCGAGGAAGAUGUUGCCAGCUUGUACGCGACGAACCGCGCCAUCCGCGACCGUUGCAUUGUGUUCUGCUCGCAGGGUCCCUACACCGUCCUUCCGCUUCCCAAGAAGUGCUUCACCAGGACCACGCUCGGCAAGGUCUCGCGGGCUGUUCUGCUCAAGGGCUACCUCGCCAACGAACAUCGUAUGCUUGAGGAACGCCUGCAAUCCGUGUCUGCCAGCGGCCCGCCCUUGACCGAGUGGGAGGAGAAGGUGGCGAGUGUCGUUGCGCAGCUCCUCGACGUCGACACGUCUGGCAUGUACCGGUCCUCCAGCCUGUUCGACUUGGGUAUGUCCUCGAUGCACCUGGUGCAGCUCAAGUACCUCCUCCAGGAGGCGCUGAACAUCCCUGACAUCCCUGUCAUCGACAUGCUCCGCCACCCCGAGCUCGGACAGCUGUGCGACUACCUCGAAGAGGCGGUCAACGCGUCGAAGAACGGGACGGCGGUGUCGCGGUACAACCCGGUCAUCUGCCUGAACCCGCAUGGACACAAGCGCCCCGUCUUCCUUGUGCAUCCCGGCGUCGGCGAAGUCCUCGUCUUCAUGGGCCUCGCCCACGUCAUCCACGACCGUCCGAUCUACGCGCUCCGCGCCCGGGGCUUCGACCACGCCGAGGAGCCGUUCGCGACGUUCGAGGAGAUGGUCGAGACGUACGUUGACGCGAUCGUGCGCCAGGACCCUGAAGGCCCGUACUACGUUGGCGGCUACAGCUUCGGUGGCGCGGUGGCGUUCGAGAUGGCGAAGGUGCUCGAGGCGCGGGGCAGGAAGGUCGCCUGGGUCGGCAUCUUCAACCUUCCCCCGUUCAUCCAGAGUCGCAUGCACGAACUGCGUUGGAUCGAGGUUCUGCUCAACCUCUUCAUGUUCGUCGCGCUCGUCACGCCCUCCGGACUGGACGGCGCUCGCCAGAUGACGAUCGAGCAGUUCCCGGAGCUCAAGCACUUGGAUACGGAGCCCCCGAACAGCAUGGAGGUGAUUGAAUGGCUGCUCGCGCACUCGGACCAAGCACGCCUUGCAGAGCUCCAGCUGCGCGCGUACGAGCUGCAACGGUGGCUCGUCGUCGCGUUCCAGCUCACCUGCCUCGGCCGCACGUACCUUCCAGUGAGCACCGUCCGGGGCGCGCUGAUGACGGUGUUCUGCGCCGUGCCCCUGCCGUCGAUGGGCACGCGCGAGAGCUACAAGGCGAACCGCUUGGCGCCGUGGAAGGACUUCUGCGACGGCGAGUUCGAGCUCGUCGACGUCGACGGGGAGCACUACACGAUGAUCUCGGACGCCCACGUCCACUCCUUCGCUAAAAACCUUACCUCCGCAGUGGACCGUGCCACCGCCAGGCUUCUCUAGACUUCCGCAUCGCUGUUUUGUCGACUAAAUAGAAUAGUGCUAUCCGCAACGCCAAGUUUCCCUGCAACGCUGUACCAUGCUUACUCCACCUUUCGCAGAGCCUUGAAUGUACGAUAAUUAGCGGCGUCCACUCCUGUAUUUUUCACCAGCCAAUCACACAGUUUUCU